CCUCCACAGCGCUCCAUGAUCUUCUUAGGUGCACAAGGACAUGGCCCUUAUCAGGAUUGUUCCCAGCUUCACCUGUCAUUCUCAAAGCCAUCUGCCCAGGUUUCUGCUAAGAGUAGUGGGGGUGAGGGCUCUGAAGAAAAACCAUGGCUCUUGUAUCUGCUAACAGCACAGCUGCUCUGAACAGUUCUGACACUCGCACAGCAGGCUGCCUCCUCACUGGCAUCCCUGGUCUGGAGCACCUACACAUCUGGCUCUCCAUCCCCUUCUGCACCAUGUAUGUAGUUGCCAUGACAGGCAAUGGCAUUUUAAUUUGUGUCAUCCUGUCCCAGCCAAGCCUGAAUGAGCCCAUGUAUAUCUUCCUGUCCAUGUUGGCCAGUGCCGACAUCUUGCUCUCCACUUCCACAAUGCCCAAAGCACUGGCCAACUUCUGGCUGGGUUCUAGCCACAUUUCCUUUGAUGGCUGCCUUACCCAAAUGUUCUUCAUCCACUUCCUCUUCGUGGCUGACUCAGCAAUCCUGCUGGCCAUGGCCUUUGACCGCUAUGUGGCCAUCUGCCUCCCACUGCGAUAUGCCACCAUCCUCACGAGCACGGUCAUUGGGAAGAUCACGGCUGCCACCCUGACCCGCAGCUUCACCAUCAUGUUUCCGCUCGUCUUUCUCCUCAAGCGCCUGCACUACUGCCGGAUCAACAUCAUUGCACACACGUUCUGUGAGCACAUGGGCAUCGCCCACCUGUCCUGUUCCAAUAUCUCCAUCAAUGUCUGGUAUGGACUGGCAGCUGCUCUGCUCUCCACAGGCCUGGACAUCAUCCUUAUCGCUGUUUCCUACAUUCACAUCCUCCAAGCUGUCUUCCGCCUCCCCUCUCAAAACGCCCGGUCCAAGGCCCUGAGCACAUGUGGCUCCCACGUCUGUGUCAUCCUGCUCUUCUACAUCCCUGCCCUCUUUUCUGUCUUUGCCUACAGGUUUGGUGGGAGACGCAUCCCACGCUAUGUCCACAUCCUACUGGCCAAUCUCUAUGUGGUCAUCCCACCUAUGCUCAAUCCCAUUAUUUACGGAGUGAGGACCAAGCAGAUUUUGGAAGGGGCUAAACAGAUGUUUUCAAACCUUGUCAAGGAAACUAAGUAAAUGCUCCGAACUCGAUCUCAGCUUAAUCCCUUUCUGUAUGUAUCAAUUAUCCAAUAUUCACCCUAUCCUCACCUCUACAUCUUCCAAUUAUCCACAUUAUUCACAUCUAUGUCCCAAUUUAUUUAAAUACAUGCUGUACUCAAAUCCAUGUUUGAUUUUUUUUCUCAGAAAUCUGCAGGAAUACUCACUCCACUUUCUUAUAUUAUUUGAAUACCUUCUGAUACUCCACCAUUUCAAGAAAAAGUAAAUAGGGGAAAUGUGAUAACUUAUCUGAAAUCUACCAUCCAAAUAGGACUUUUCUCAGCAUCCACUUGCAUUUUCUCCAUAAUAUAUACAUGGGAACUAUAUGCUUAUAUAUAUAAUAUGCAUAAUAUAUGAUAUAUAUCUUAUAAUGGUCUUGGCAUAUAAUAAAUGCUUUACAAAUGAUAGCUUUAUUUGUAUUGUUCUAAUUAUUAUUAAUUAGUAGCUCAUCCAACUCUAUUUAUAGCUCAUCACCUCAAAACUAAUAAAA
Messenger RNA from Manis javanica (Malayan pangolin), 1635 nucleotides. RefSeq names its product olfactory receptor 52B6. Gene Ontology annotation, biological process: G protein-coupled receptor signaling pathway. The record is from RefSeq and is a predicted model, not a curated record. Gene Ontology annotation, molecular function: olfactory receptor activity; G protein-coupled receptor activity. Gene Ontology annotation, cellular component: plasma membrane. Lineage: Eukaryota; Metazoa; Chordata; Mammalia; Pholidota; Manidae.